Messenger RNA from Dujonia railenensis, 1941 nucleotides. The record is from the annotation of a GenBank genome assembly. Lineage: Eukaryota; Fungi; Ascomycota; Pichiomycetes; Serinales; Debaryomycetaceae.
AUGGUACUAGAACAAGAAGAACACUUAAACGAAAGGCUAUUGUUGGAUGCGGAACCUCCUGCUAGAUCUGCGAUCUCCACAUCCACGUCCAACUCCAGACGAGGAGCAGCACCUAUUCAAGCUACGAUUGGGAAUUCUAAUCCUGAACAUAGACGCGAUAGGACGUUUCUUGAUGGGGGUCAUGAACUAAGGCUCUCUGAUGAUGAAGAUGAUGAAGACGAAAGUCUGGUUAAAUUUGGUUCCAAUUCAUCCGGUAGUGACAAUAACCCAUUCACGGAUGGUAAUGAAGUCCCAACCUUUAAUGGUCCACACUCAUUCACAGACCAAUAUGGGAAGGUUUAUGAUGAAGUAGAUUUUGAUUCGAAGCUCUAUACUUCCAAACUCAAGUUUAAAGGCAAUAGAUUAGUGUAUUUCACGUCUGCCUUUGUCUCGUUGUUUGUUUCACUCUUCGGUUAUGAACAAGGGGUGUGCUCCGGUAUUCUUACCUACGUAACUUUCAAUGCCUACUUCAAUGAUCCGACUGCUGCGCAGAUCGGAAUUGUCAUUCUGAUCUUGGAAAUAGGUGCAAUGCUUUCGUCAUUGGCCGUUUCCAAGAUUCUGGAUCUCUAUGGUAGGAAACGGACUAUAUUGUUGGGUACUUUCAUAUUCAUAAUUGGUGGUACCUUGCAAUCUUUUCUGACCAAUUUAUUUGUUUUUGGUGUAGGAAGGGUGUUUUCAGGGAUAGGUGUAGGAAUAUUAUCAACGAUUGUUCCUUCAUAUCAAUGUGAAAUUUCUCCUCUGGAAGAAAGAGGGAAAUUGGUAUGUGGUGAAUUCACGGGGAAUAUAUGUGGGUACUGCCUACUGGUUUGGGUCGACUACUUCUGUUAUUUUUUGCAGAAUGUCGGUGACGCUAGACUGAACCCCAAGCAUUCCUUUUGGGCACAUUUAUCUUGGAGGUUGCCACUUUUCAUUCAAGUACUUAUUGCCAUUGUCUUGUUCAUUGGAGGUUUGUUCAUAGUGGAAAGUCCCAGAUGGCUCCUCGAUGUAGACCGAGACCAACAGGGCUUCCACGUGUUGGCGUUAUUGUAUGAUCUGGCUCCAGAUAGCAACAAACCUAGAGAAGAGUUUUUUAUGAUUAAAAAUUCUAUUUUACAUGAAAGAAUUGUAAUCCCUAAGCUGGAAAGGACCUACAGGCAUAUGUUCAAGAACUAUUUGAGUAGAAUUUUAAUUGCAUGUCUGGCUUUGGCUUUUGCUCAGUUUAAUGGAAUCAAUAUUAUUUCAUACUACGCGCCCAUGGUUUUUGAGGAAGCUGGCUUCAACGAUUCCAACGCAUUACUCAUGACCGGGAUCAAUGGGCUAGUGUACUUGGCAUCAACCAUUCCUCCUUGGUUUCUUGUUGAUAGAUGGGGUAGGAAACCUAUAUUGAUAAGCGGAGGAUUAUCUAUGGCAGUGUGUUUAUCACUUAUCGCCAUUGUCAUGUUUAUGGAUAAGAGUUAUACCCCUUCAAGUGUUGCCUUUUUGGUCAUUGUAUAUAAUGCUUCGUUUGGUUACAGUUGGGGACCUAUUGGGUUCCUCAUCCCUCCAGAAGUGUAUCCACUUUCAAUCCGUUCCAAGGGUGUAUCAUUAUCUACCGCUUCCAACUGGUUAGCGAAUUACAUAGUGGGUCAAUUAACCCCAAUCUUGCAAGAAUCCAUUGGAUGGGCGAUGUAUAUUAUUCCCGCGUGCUUUUGUCUUAUUUCGGUGGUUGUUGUCUGGUACUUUUACCCCGAAACGAAGGGAAUUGAAUUGGAAGAUAUAGAUAAGUUAUUCGAUGAAUACUAUGGCAAGAAAGACAAUGGAAGACAACAGAUGAACAGCUAUGUUUAUCUUGAUCAACAGCAUGGGGUAAAUACGAAUGACAAUUUUGAACUUGAUGAUUUGGAUGAUUUAGAUUAUGAGACGACGCCCCAAAGAACAUACUGA